GGCUGGAGGGUGGGCUGCCGCUGGACCCCGAGCGCGCGCCCGUCACCAACUUUCCCUACAGACCCGGGAGGGGGGCAGCGCGCUCCGCCCCCGCCCCCGGGCCGCGCACGUCCGCGCUCGGCGGCGCGCACGCCUGCGGGAGCCCUCUCCAGGCAACCUAGUGCUGAUCGCUCGUGCCGGUGUGGCCGUUAACAGCCUUUGCGGGAGCCUGAGGCUCGAGAGCAGCCCCCUCCCCUUCCUGGACUCCCCCCCCCCCCACUUUCCCGGUCGGCCCCGGGGCAUGAGUAGCGAUGGCCGGCUGCAGCCCUGAGGAGAAAACUUACCGGCGCUUCCUGGAGCUAUUCCUGGGCGAGUUUCGCGGACCGUGCGGCGGCGGCGAGCCUGAACCGGAACCCGAACCCGAGUUGGAGCCCGAGCCCGAACUGGUAGUGGCUGAAGCGGCCGAGGCUUCGGUCGAGGACCCCGGGGAGGAGGCGGCCGCCGUAGCCGCGACGGAGGAGGGGGAGCAAGAGCACCAGCAAGACCCCGAGCCCGAAGAGGAGGCGGUGGAGGAAGAGGCGGCGGCGGCAGCAGAGGGCGAGGAGGAGGAGGCGGCGGCAGCCCGGGGGCAGUCGGCCGUGCCACCGCCGCCGCCGCAGCCCCAGCUGCCGCCUCUGCCCCCGCUCCCGCGGCCGCUGUCGGAGCGCAUCACCCGUGAGGAGGUGGAGGGCGAGAGCCUGGACCUGUGCCUGCAGCAGCUCUACAAAUAUAAUUGCCCUUCCUUUUUGGCUGCUGCUUUAGCCAGAGCCACAUCAGACGAAGUCCUUCAGAGUGAUCUUUCUGCACAUUAUAUCCCAAAGGAAACAGAUGGCACAGAAGGAACUGUGGAGAUUGAGACAAUGAAAUUGGCGCGUUCUGUCUUCAGCAAACUACAUGAGAUUUGCUGCAGCUGGGUGAAAGACUUCCCUCUCCGCAGGAGACCCCAGCUUUAUUAUGAAACAUCAAUCCAUGCCAUCAAAAACAUGCGCAGGAAAAUGGAAGACAAACAUGUCUGCAUUCCUGACUUUAAUAUGCUCUUCAAUUUAGAGGACCAGGAAGAACAAGCUUACUUUGCAGUGUUUGAUGGCCAUGGAGGAGUGGAUGCUGCCAUUUAUGCCUCCAUUCACCUGCAUGUUAAUUUAGUACGCCAGGAAAUGUUCCCCCAUGAUCCUGCUGAGGCCCUGUGCCGGGCCUUCCGGGUUACUGAUGAGCGGUUUGUGCAGAAAGCAGCCAGGGAGAGCUUAAGAUGUGGGACCACAGGAGUGGUGACUUUUAUCAGAGGUAACAUGCUCCAUGUGGCCUGGGUUGGGGAUUCCCAGGUUAUGCUUGUGAGAAAAGGCCAAGCUGUUGAACUAAUGAAGCCACACAAACCGGACAGGGAGGAUGAAAAGCAGCGAAUUGAGGCUCUUGGAGGUUGUGUAGUCUGGUUUGGUGCCUGGAGGGUGAAUGGAAGUCUGUCGGUCUCCAGAGCUAUUGGAGAUGCUGAACAUAAGCCAUAUAUCUGUGGGGAUGCAGAUUCUGCCUCUACUGUUUUGGAUGGAACUGAAGACUACCUCAUUCUGGCCUGUGAUGGCUUCUAUGACACCGUGAACCCUGAUGAGGCAGUGAAAGUUGUGUCUGACCACCUGAAGGAGAAUAAUGGAGACAGUAGCAUGGUUGCCCACAAAUUAGUCGCAUCAGCUCGUGAUGCUGGGUCAAGUGAUAACAUCACUGUUAUUGUGGUAUUCCUGAGGGACAUGAACAAAGCUGUAAAUGUUAGUGAGGAAUCAGAUUGGACAGAGAACUCUUUUCAAGGAGGGCAAGAAGAUGGUGGGGAUGAUAAGGAGAAUCAUGGAGAGUGCAAACGCCCUUGGCCUCAGCACCAGUGCUCAGCACCAGCCGAUCUAGGCUAUGAUGGGCGUGUGGAUUCAUUCACUGAUAGAACUAGCCUGAGCCCAGGGUCCCAAAUCAACGUGCUGGAAGACCCAGGCUACCUAGAUCUCACACAAAUAGAAGCAAACAAACCUCACAGUGCCCAGUUUUUGCCACCAAUUGAGAUGUUUGGUUCUGGUGCACCAAAGAAGGCAAAUCUUACUAAUGAGCUAAUAAUGGAGAAAAAAUCAGUUCAAUCAUCACUGCCUGAACAAAGUGGUGCUGGAGAGUUUCCCUCUUUUAAUUUGGGUUCAACAGGGCAGCAGAUAUACAGAAUGGAGAGCUUAUCUCCUGUCUGUCCUAGGUUGGAAAAUGAACAGUUCAAAUUCCUGGGAAAGAGAGUUUCCAGAUUGUCUCAUUUACGCUAUCAUUAUUCAAAGAGAUGGUAUGGAUUCAGGUUUAAUACAAAGUUGUAUUCAUUUAUGUCUGCUCAAGAGCCUUCCCACAAAAUAGGCACUGGUCUGUCCUCACUUAUUCAAAGUGGGAAGAGAAAUAGGAUGUUAAGAAGUUUUCUGCCAUGGAGGCAAAAUAUUUGGAAAGGAUACAGUGCCAACAUGAUGAGGAAGCUCAGAAAGAGUAAUGAUAUUCCAGACCCAGGUCUUCCUUGGAGCUAUAAAAUAUAAUACUUUCUCUCUUUAAAGUAGGCUAGCUAGCUCUCCCCCAAUAAAAACACCACUAUCAGAGUAGAAACAAGGUAGACAUUUCUGAAAUAUAUGUGCUUCAUUAUGAAACCAUGGAUGGCUCAAUUCUUAAAUGUAAAUAGAUCUCUAGAAAACCCAAAAGUGUUUCCAAUCUAAAAAAAAAAAAAAGUAUUGGCGGUUUCACUAGCAAAA
This is a messenger RNA of Panthera uncia (snow leopard), 2762 nucleotides long. RefSeq names its product protein phosphatase, Mg2+/Mn2+ dependent 1E (gene PPM1E). NCBI's taxonomy places the organism in Eukaryota, Metazoa, Chordata, Mammalia, Carnivora, Felidae. The transcript has 7 exons. The record is from RefSeq and is a predicted model, not a curated record. Gene Ontology annotation, biological process: protein dephosphorylation; negative regulation of protein kinase activity. Gene Ontology annotation, molecular function: protein serine/threonine phosphatase activity; cation binding. Bases 291 to 2552 code for a protein of 753 amino acids.